Molecule: messenger RNA, 1423 nt
Organism: Petromyzon marinus (sea lamprey)
Lineage: Eukaryota; Metazoa; Chordata; Hyperoartia; Petromyzontiformes; Petromyzontidae
Gene: FCF1
Product: FCF1 rRNA-processing protein
Cellular component (GO): small-subunit processome
Source: RefSeq, a predicted model, not a curated record
GGAAGAUUUCUUCUGAGUUAGGAAUACGACUAACUGAACGAGAAUCCGUCGUCCGGAAGACAACUUCCGCGUUAGGAAUUUGAUCAACCGGACUACAAUCAGCCUUCCGGAAGAUAGCUUCUGAGUUAGGAAUGCGACCAACUGAACGAGAAUUCGUCUUUCGGAAGUUAACUUCUGAGUUGGGAAUGCGAUGAACUGAACUAGAAUUGGUCUUCCGGAAGUAAUCUAUUGAGUUACGAAUGAGACCAACUGAACAAUAAUUCCUCUUCCGGAAGCUAUCUUCUGGGGUAGGAAUGCCAUCAACUGAACGAGAAUUCGUCUUCCGUAAGGGCAAGGCUAAGAAGACUAAGAAGUUCGCGACGAUGAAGCGCAUGAUCAGCCUGCGGGACGAGCGCCUGAAAGCUAAAGACCGGGUGAAGCCGAAGGAGAUCAAAAAGAAGAAGGACCUGAACGCCAUUAAGGAGGUGGACGCGCCCCAGUACCCGUCGUGUCUGUUCUUCCAGUACAACACCCAGCUGGGUCCCCCCUACUAUGUACUCGUCGACACCAACUUCAUCAACUUCUCCAUCAAAGCCAAGCUCGACGUCAUGCAGUCCAUGAUGGACUGCCUCUACGCCAAGUGUGUUCCUUGCAUCACCGACUGUGUCAUGGCCGAGCUGGAGAUGCUGGGACUCAAGUACAGAGUGGCGCUCAGGAUCGCUAAGGAUCCUCGCUUCGAGCGGCUGCCCUGCUCACACAAGGGCACCUACGCAGACGACUGCCUCGUGCAGAGAGUCACACAGCACAAGUGCUACAUCGUGGCAACAGUCGACCGUGAACUGAAGAGGCGAGUCCGCAAAAUCCCUGGCGUCCCCAUCAUGUACGUCUCCAACCACCGGUACAACAUCGAGCGCAUGCCAGAUGAUUUCGGAGCACCCAGGUUCUGAGAUGCUGUGCCCUUUCCGCUCUUUUCCCCUCGCGUCGCGGAUUCGGACCAAUCUUACCCUGUCCUGGUGUCCCCUGAGUGUAACUGGAUCGAUCAAAAAAGGUCGUGCAUAACCUGGCAUAGGAAUUGUGCUAAGAAUGACGAAGGGUGAUUGUUCAGUUGAAAGUAUUUUAUUGUUUAGGGUCGAGUAAAUUGUCUUUCCUAGUGGUGGAUCAACUGUUGUUUUUCCAGAAGAUACUGAAACAUGGAUGCACAGCUUGAAAAAUCCAGAGACAUUUGUAAAGAGUAAAAACAGAAAUUUUAACAGCCAUUCUCACCAGACCUGGCUCCGCCUAGUGCCCUGCAUUCUGCUCACCGUUCCAUAUUUGUCAAAACACCCGAAUCGUAUAUAGCCUGCAUCAUCAAGAGGUUGUUUUUCAUGUCCGAGAAUAUUAGGUUUCUUCAUUAUAUAACUGUACAUAUAAAUGCCUGUGGAAUAAAACAAACUUAAGCCCACAA